GGGACAGAUCCUAGGCAGAAUGGAGGAACACACAGAGGCAGGCUCCGUACCGGGACUGGGAAACCAGAGGGUUUUAAUUAACAACUCUGCUGACAUCCUGGUCAUUGCUGCUUAUUUCCUGCUGGUCAUUGGUGUCGGCUUGUGGUCCAUGUGCAGAACCAACAGAGGCACUGUCGGCGGCUACUUCCUGGCAGGACGAAGCAUGGUGUGGUGGCCGGUCGGGGCCUCCCUCUUUGCCAGCAACAUCGGCAGUGGCCACUUUGUGGGCCUGGCAGGGACUGGUGCUGCAAGCGGCUUGGCUGUGGCUGGAUUUGAGUGGAAUGCGCUGUUCGUGGUGCUGUUACUGGGCUGGGUCUUCGCACCAGUGUACCUGACCGCGGGCGUCAUUACCAUGCCGCAGUACCUGCGCAAGCGCUUCGGAGGCCAUCGUAUCCGCCUCUACCUGUCAGUGCUCUCGCUUUUUCUGUACAUCUUCACCAAGAUUUCGGUGGACAUGUUCUCCGGGGCAGUAUUCAUUCAACAGGCUCUGGGCUGGAACAUCUAUGCCUCUGUCAUCGCCCUUCUGGGCAUCACCAUGAUCUACACUGUGACAGGAGGGCUGGCGGCGCUGAUGUACACAGAUACCGUGCAGACCUUCGUCAUUCUUGGGGGGGCCUUCAUCCUCAUGGGUUACGCCUUCCACGAGGUGGGCGGGUACUCGGGGCUUUUCGACAAAUACUUGGGGGCAAUGACGUCGCUGACGGUGUCCGAGGAUCCGGCGGUGGGCAACAUCUCCAGUUCCUGCUAUCGACCCCGUCCGGACUCCUACCAUCUGCUCCGGGACCCUGUGACGGGGGACCUGCCGUGGCCGGCACUGCUCCUGGGUCUUACCAUCGUCUCGGGCUGGUACUGGUGCAGCGACCAGGUCAUCGUGCAGCGCUGUCUGGCCGGGAAGAGCCUGACCCACAUCAAGGCGGGCUGCAUACUGUGUGGCUACUUGAAGCUGAUGCCCAUGUUCCUCAUGGUCAUGCCAGGCAUGAUCAGCCGCAUUCUUUAUCCGGACGAGGUGGCGUGCGUGGUGCCCGAGGUGUGUAAGCGCGUGUGCGGUACCGAGGUGGGCUGCUCCAACAUCGCCUACCCGCGCCUUGUUGUGAAGCUCAUGCCCAACGGUCUGCGCGGACUCAUGCUGGCCGUCAUGCUGGCCGCGCUCAUGUCCUCGCUGGCUUCCAUCUUUAACAGCAGCAGCACGCUUUUCACCAUGGACAUCUACACGCGCCUGCGGCCCCGCGCAGGCGACCGCGAGCUGCUGAUAGUAGGACGGCUCUGGGUGGUGUUCAUCGUGGCGGUCUCCGUGGCCUGGCUGCCCGUGGUGCAGGCAGCGCAGGGCGGGCAGCUCUUCGACUACAUGCAGGCCGUCUCCAGCUACCUGGCGCCACCUGUGUCUGCCAUCUUCGUGCUGGCGCUCUUCGUGCCCCGCGUCAACGAGAAGGGUGCCUUCUGGGGACUGAUUGGGGGCCUGCUUAUGGGUCUGGCACGACUUAUUCCUGAGUUCUCCUUUGGCUCGGGCAGCUGCGUGCAACCCUCGGCGUGCCCAGCACUCCUCUGCGGCAUGCACUACCUCUACUUCGCCAUCGUGCUCUUCAUCUGCUCCGGCCUCCUCACCCUCGUCGUCUCACUGUGCACAGCACCCAUCCCACGCAAGCACCUCCACCGCCUGGUUUUCAGUCUGCGGCACAGCAAGGAGGAGCGAGAGGACCUGGAUGCUGAUGAGCCGGAAGGUCCCGCCUCCCCCCCCAUCCAGAAUGGGUGUCCGGAGCGUGCAGUGGACAUGGAGGAGCCCCAGUCCCCAGCUCCAGGCCUGGUCCGCAGGUGCCUGCUCUGGUUCUGUGGAAUGAGCGGGGCUGGGGCCGGUAGCCCCGCUGCCCCUACCCAGGAGGAGGUGGCUGCCGCAGCCAGGCGGCUGGAGGACAUCAGCGAGGACUCGAGCUGGGCCCGUGUGGUCAACUUCAAUGCCCUGCUAAUGAUGGCUGUGGCCACGUUCCUCUGGGGCUUUUAUGCCUGAGGCGAACCCUGUUGGACACCAUGAGCCACAGCCAGGACAGGGCUCAGCCUCACAAUGAAUGGGCGUGAGGAGCCUGCAGUGGUGAGAAGGGAGAACGGCAGGAGCAGGAGUGGGGGGGUAGGCCCUGGUUCCCCUUCUCUCCACCUUGUCUCUGUCUGGGGCCCCUGUCCAUCCGACUGGCGGUUAUAGCCCAUGAGGCCUUGGCCAAACUGCCACAGCAAUUCCCCUAAACGAAAAUAAAGCCACUGUUCCCACA
Neomonachus schauinslandi (Hawaiian monk seal) is the source of this 2297-nucleotide messenger RNA. RefSeq names its product solute carrier family 5 member 2 (gene SLC5A2). NCBI's taxonomy places the organism in Eukaryota, Metazoa, Chordata, Mammalia, Carnivora, Phocidae. The transcript has 14 exons. The record is from RefSeq and is a predicted model, not a curated record. Bases 20 to 2041 code for a protein of 673 amino acids. Gene Ontology annotation, cellular component: plasma membrane. Gene Ontology annotation, biological process: sodium ion transport; transmembrane transport. Gene Ontology annotation, molecular function: D-glucose:sodium symporter activity.